Cylas formicarius (sweet potato weevil) is the source of this 1235-nucleotide messenger RNA. RefSeq lists its product as uncharacterized. Gene Ontology annotation, biological process: sensory perception of taste. The record is from RefSeq and is a predicted model, not a curated record. The coding region runs from base 76 to 1167 and encodes 363 amino acids. The transcript is spliced from 2 exons. Gene Ontology annotation, cellular component: membrane; neuronal cell body; dendrite. NCBI's taxonomy places the organism in Eukaryota, Metazoa, Arthropoda, Insecta, Coleoptera, Brentidae.
AAUCGAUAUAACAUAUAUUAAUACAGUAAAUUACCAAGUUAGUAAACGUGUCGCUCGUGAAAUGUGCACACCAAUAUGUCGUCAAUAUACCUUAAAUCGAUCGCCAAUUACUUAAAAUGUUGGGGAAUUGUCCCAAGCUAUGAUUUUGAGAAGAACAUUUUGCAUCAUACUCCGAGAUAUCGCGUCAUUCCACAAUGGUCCUUAAUGGUGAUAUGUUGCUUAGCAACCAUCUUUUCUGCACGUGAGUUACUGAAGCGACCUUAUCUGUUCACCACAACUGGAAUUAUAUUGAACAUAUUAAGCAUGAUUGGCAUAUGUUGCAUGAUUCUAGAAUGUUCGACAAUGGCGCAACAGUGGGAACACAUUUUUCAGCAAGUCCAUCACAUAGAAAAUGUGUUGACGCCCAAGGUUAAUGCCCCAAAUGUAUUUUAUAAAAACCCGUUGUUCCAAUUUUCUUUACUAAAUUUGUGUACCCUUUUUGCAAUUUUCACAAGUGCAUUUGCAAACGGAGACUCCUGGAUGUCUGCGCCUCAGUACGUGUAUUUUUACCUCACUUCUUUGGCUUUUUUCUUAGGCAUCAGUUUAUUAACAACGAUGAAAUUAAAAUUGAAAGAACUCAAUGGAUUAUUUAACAUGACCUCCAACUUUGCGGUUCGCUCCAUCAUACAUUGCCACGAUUUAUUUUUCAAAUUGCUCGAAAUCGUGGAAAAUUUUAACAGCCUUUUUGGAAGACAAAUCCUCAUCAGAUCGUUGUACGACUUCGGCAGUAUAUUGAUAACUGCCUUGUACCUGUAUUGCUACAGAGACGGUAUGCCCUAUUUAUCAAGGACACAUCUAGAAAUCAUGACAUUGGCACGUAUUUCCAGUUUUGCUUUCAUAGUGAUAACACUGGGCAUGCAGUUUACGGUGAUGUUGUGUUGUGACUUCGUCGUCAGAGAAUCGGAGAAAUUGUUGGUAACGUGCAUAGAUCUGCAGCGACGUUUUCCUCUGGAUUCUGCCGAAUAUCGAGAAUUGCAAAGUUUCGCCGACACCCUUACAAAACGGAAAAUCUCAUUCUCAGCCGCUAACUUUUUCAAAAUCAAUCGUUCCGCUAUGUUCUCGAUGCUGGGGACAACGCUGACGUAUUUUAUUACAUCAAUCCAGUUCAUCGAGAAGCCAAAUAAAUAAACGCUUCAAUAGUAUGGCAACAACACAAAGCACUGUCAUUUUCGAUUUACAAUAAAGGCACUGUUUAA